UUUGGUCUUUAUGAGCGGAUGAGAAUAAAUUCUUUGUAUAAACUAAUUCACCGAAUGUUGAAUUGUCAAUACCGGCCUAGGUGAUAUAAGUGCUUUCCGAUAUGGAAUUUAUCUAUCACUCCAAAUCUAGGAGUACUUUAACAUUUCAUAAGUGGCUUGAAUUGAAUAUUUGGGUAAAAUAACAAUCGACAUUGACGAUUAUUUUUCAGUUUUAUUGCAAUAAACAAAACGACAAAACUUCAAUUUCCAUGUAAGGAUUAUAUCUUUUUAAGAUAAAACUUCAAUUUCCAUGUAAGGAUUAUAUCUUUUUAAGCAUACACUGCAAGCGGGAUCUAACUCGCAAACGUUUGCCGUAAACCCCUUCACUGCACGCACGGCAGGAUGAGUGACAAGGAGACGUCCAAACCGGAAGUUAAAUGCACUGCACCAGUUAAGCAGCCAGCGUGUGAAGAAAAGGGAGACUCACAGGACAGUGGCGGAAGUACGAUGCCGCUGAUAGCCAAGAGCGUCCCCGACACACCGCCCGUCAUCCGGUUUCCAUGCUGUCCGAGACCGUUCAGUAGUAUCGAGAUGAAGUCACUGAGCACAGAGAAGGUGGAACUGAUCACGGACGUCGACCGAUGCCGCCAAGUCGUCGCCAGGCUGCUGAAAGAAAAGGUGGUGGCGUUGGCGGCGGAGGGUAUCAACAUCGGGAAGGAGGGCCCCGUCACGCUGCUCCAGAUAGCCACGUGCUCGGGACACGUGUUCGUGUUUGACGUGCUUGAGAACAGAGACCUAACGCACGCGGGCCGCCUCAGACACGUGCUGGAGGACAACAACGUGCUUAAGGUGGUGCAUGACUGCAGUCGUCUCAGCGCCGCCAUGGCCUACCAAUUUGCUACGGCACUGACCAACGUCUUUGAUACACAGAUCGGGCACCUAACAAUAGAGCGGCACCGCGGACGUCGGUUGCCGGCGGGACUUCCGGUGUCCGAGCUGUGCCUCCAGUACGCAGACGCCUCAAACCGCAUGUAUAUGUACGACUGGCGCACACAGGCUAAGAAAACUUGGAUGUCAAUGGUGGGCAACUUCUGGGCGAUGCGACCUUUGACACCGGAUAUGGUUGAGUUUGCUGCAUGUGACGUCAUAGUGCUCAUCCCUGACGUUUACAGACGACAAUCGGACUACAUCGACAAACAUGGGCUUAGGAAAGCGUUCAAAAUAGAGGUAGAAGAUUGGUUGCUUAUCGACAUAGAUGACGUCAUCCGAGAGAAGCACGGACGUCGCGUCAUCAGGGAGGUGACGUCAGUUCUGCAAGCGAUACACCGGAAAUAUGACGAUCGUGCAAGCGUUUUCAACAUUCUUGAAGAGGAUGAGAUACACGCCCUGGCGCUGACGACGUAUGAAGACGCGGCACAGGUUUCCGAAAGGGUCCGUCACCUUAAAAAGGCCUAUAUUUUAAAAGAAUUAGAUGACGUUGAAUUGAAACUCAGAACGGAAACAGAAUCCUGGGAAGACAAGGGCAACAUGUUGGAGUACCUACGUUAUCACCAGCAGCUUACAGACAAGGACAUCAGUAACAGGGCCAACCAGAUCUUCCAGCAGACCCUGCACGCGAUACUCGAGCACGUGGAAGAAAAAUACGGCGAGGAAUCAAGCACCAAUAUGCUGACUUUGGCGGAGAGGGACGGCCUUCUGACUUUACCGUACAAGGAUAUCGCGGAAGGCCGGUGUGGGUCGGUCACUUCCGGUCUGUACUGGCGGCUCAUGGAAGAGGAGAUCCAUGGCAUGAUCAAUUGUCUGAGAUUUUCUCCGAAUCAGUUUACGCUGACGGAGGACGAAUACGCCAAGAUCGCGUAUUUUACUACUGACGCUUGUGGUUCGGUACCGGAAAGUGUUGUUGCUCUGGCAACGGGACUCGUACAUUCCCUGCGUGCUUUCAAUGCGGCAACAGGAGGUUAUACCAUUGACAAACGCAGAUGUAAAAGUGCGAUAUAAUUCAAUACAAACUUGGAUGUGGAAAUGAAGUGGUGCAUUUUUAUCUGUUGCGUUAAAUACGAUGUGAACGUAUAGUUGCAAUGACGUUUUUUAUGCAUGGUUUGCAAAAAUAUACACAGCUACACUGUC
Molecule: messenger RNA, 2106 nt
Organism: Mya arenaria
Lineage: Eukaryota; Metazoa; Mollusca; Bivalvia; Myida; Myidae
Exons: 8
Coding region: 382-1977 (531 amino acids)
Biological process (GO): nucleobase-containing compound metabolic process
Molecular function (GO): 3'-5' exonuclease activity; nucleic acid binding
Source: RefSeq, a predicted model, not a curated record